GCGGUGCGCAGAUAUACUGAUAUCGAAUGGGGUAAACUCAUCCGAGCUGAACCAUAAAACAACUGACACUAGAAAUUGUUGCGUUCUUGACCAUUUAAACCGCCUGCAUUCUCAAAAAUGAAGACACUCAGCUUUGCCAUUGCAGUCAUCAUUGCUCUUUCAUUUAUUUUAAUUCAGGAGAGCUACUCUUCGCCUUUUGCUGAAGAGGAAGGUGUAGCAGCAGCGAGAAGCGGCGCCGAUGUUGAACAUUUCGAGAUGCCAGUAGACGAACCAAAGCUUACACUGAAAUUCAAGCGCAAUGCUAGAGAUUGCCGCUGGUGCUGUAACUGCUGCCGUAAAGAGCCGGGAUGGUGUGGUGUCUGCUGCGACUGGUGAUUCCUUGAAAUGAGUGCUGUCGAGACGCCAACGUCGUGUGCUUCCUGCAGCCACUGUUGAUUCCUGGAAAUGAUGAUUCCUGUUGAUGAUUCUAAUAAACCUGGAUAU
Nerophis ophidion (straightnose pipefish) is the source of this 483-nucleotide messenger RNA. Its product is annotated as hepcidin-like. The record is from RefSeq and is a predicted model, not a curated record. Lineage: Eukaryota; Metazoa; Chordata; Actinopteri; Syngnathiformes; Syngnathidae. Gene Ontology annotation, biological process: intracellular iron ion homeostasis. Bases 118 to 375 code for a protein of 85 amino acids. The transcript is spliced from 3 exons. Gene Ontology annotation, cellular component: extracellular region.